GCGAUCCGUGAGAAUGACAUGAUGCUUCUGGACAUGGGAGCUGAGUACCACGGCUACGUUUCGGAUAUUACGCGCAGCUACCCCGCCAAUGGCAAGUUCUCGCCCAACCAGCGUUUCAUCUACGAGACUGUCCGGCAGGCGCAGAAGGCUGUGAUGGAUGCGAUGCGUCCUGGCGUCAAAUGGACGGACAUGCAUCUGCUGGCUGAGCGAACCAUCCUCGAGCAGUUGAAGGCCGGUGGCCUGCUGCAGGGCUCUGUUGAUGAGAUGAUUGAGGCUUGCCUCGGCUACGUGUUUAUGCCGCAUGGCCUUGGUCACCAGAUGGGCUUGGAUACUCACGAUGUUGGUGGCUACCGCGACGCGUCGGAGCGCAGCGAGCGUCCUGGCCUCCGCAAUCUCCGCACCAACCGCGUGCUGGCCGAGGGCAUGGUCCUGACUGUCGAGCCCGGCGUGUAUUUUGUCGAGCACCUGCUCAAGAAGGCCUUUGCCGACCCUGCUCAGUCCAAGUUCCUCGUCAAGAGCAAGCUGGAUGAGUUCCGCGGCUUUGGAGGCGUCCGUCUCGAAGACGACGUCCUUGUCACCGCAACGGGCUACGAAAACCUGACGACUGUUCCUGUCACGAUCGAGGAGGUGGAGGCCAUCAUGGCUGCUGGUGCCAAGAGCCGGUCUGCAUGA
Molecule: messenger RNA, 672 nt
Organism: Capsaspora owczarzaki ATCC 30864
Lineage: Eukaryota; Filasterea; Ministeriida; Capsasporidae
Exons: 2
Molecular function (GO): peptidase activity
Source: RefSeq, a predicted model, not a curated record